This is a messenger RNA of Gilbertella persicaria, 453 nucleotides long. RefSeq lists its product as uncharacterized. The transcript is spliced from 2 exons. The record is from RefSeq and is a predicted model, not a curated record. Lineage: Eukaryota; Fungi; Mucoromycota; Mucoromycetes; Mucorales; Choanephoraceae. The coding region runs from base 71 to 352 and encodes 93 amino acids.
GAAAAAUUGCACAGAAAGCGAAAUCUCUGCUGUGGUCAAAACCAUAGCAAGCCAGUGCACCAAAGAAAAAAUGAACAUCUCUCUGAGGAACAUCACUGAAUUGCCAGCGCAUCUUUUUAACUCACAAGAAAAGAAUUCUAUUUAUUAUGAUUGUAAAGCGGACCCAUCGAAGCAUCUGAAGGCAUUUUAUUAUCUGACGCAAUGUUCUGAAUCUCUCUACAAUAAGCCGUUCAACUGCUUUCCUCUGAGAAGAACAUUCAUACCUAGUUAUAUGACUAUAGACACAUAUAUUGUAAACACUCAAAUUUCAAGAAACUUUGUCAUUAGCCACUUAGACAAAGAAGUAAUUUAGGGAGCCGUACUGAACAUGAAAUCCAAAGCUAUGAAGCCUCAAGGAGACAAUAAACAAAUGAAGUUUAGAGGUACUAUUUACACAGAUGGUGUUGCCGUAUC